AUGUCUUCUGCCAAGACCCAAUUCUUCGACCUACCCGACUCCGGCGGCUGUCGCAUGGCCUACCGGACCCUCAACUCCGCCUCUUCCCGCACACCGCUGUUCCUGAUCAACGGGCUGUCGGCGGUGAUGACCGACUGGUCGCCCCUCUUCGAAUCCCUCGCCGCCACGCGUCCCGUCGUCAUCUCCGACCAUCGCGCUAUCGGGGAAUCCACCGUCACCGAGGAAUGGGACCAAGAGCUGACCCUCGAAUCCAUGGGUCUCGACGUGCUCCACCUCGCCUCUCACCUCGGCUACACCACGAUCGAUCUGCUUGGAUUCUCCAUGGGUGGCCAUAUCACCCAAGCUCUCCUCUCAUCUCCCUCUGCGACUGUAGUCGAUGGACUCGUCUCCCUCGCCGGGGUCAAGAUCAGAAAAGCGGUCUUGUCGGCAACUAUGACCAAACUCCCCCGCGGCGACGCCAACCUGAACGAACUCAACGCUGAAGCCGAAAAGAUCCCCGAUAAGAAACAACGCAACGAAUUCAUCACCGAACAAAUGAUGCGUCUCCAAUACCACCCCUCUGCACUCGACUCCAACCCCACACUCCAACGGAAAUUCCAAUCCCGUUUGCGUGAAGUCCGUCAAACCUCCCGUCCAGCUUGGAUCAUCGGUCUGCAAUUCAUGGCCAUCCAACAAGCGGAUCUACGAAAACAACUCCACCGCAUUCCCUGCACAGUACCCGUCCUAGUCAUUCACGGUAAACGAGACAGGAUGGUCCUCUGGAACGAAAGCGAACACAUCCUCACUGGUAUCCAACACGCUUCACGACUCACCACCCCCGACGAAGAGUUCGCUCACUUCUGGUACGACUACUUUGACAUUGAUUUCUGGUCUACGAGCAUCGUCAACUUCCUAGAUGACCAAACGAAAUCCAAGCUGUAA
Pseudozyma hubeiensis SY62 is the source of this 921-nucleotide messenger RNA. Its product is annotated as mitochondrial protein. NCBI's taxonomy places the organism in Eukaryota, Fungi, Basidiomycota, Ustilaginomycetes, Ustilaginales, Ustilaginaceae. The record is from RefSeq and is a predicted model, not a curated record. Bases 1 to 921 code for a protein of 306 amino acids. The transcript has a single exon.